AUGUCUUCUGGCAACGAUAACAACAACAACCUUCUCGCACCCCUGGCGAACCUCCUUGGAGGCGUCGGCGAUACCCUAGGAAAGACCGUGGGCGGACUCGGAGACACUGUCGGAAGCACUGUAGGAGGACUCGGAGACACUGUGGGAAACACUGUGGGAGGACUCGGUCAGACUGCCGGCGGUGCGACUCAGGGUCUUGGAAAGACUGUUGGCGGUGCCACUGAAGGCCUGGGCAACACAACCCGGGGCGUCGGACAGUCGACUGGAGACAUUCUUAGCAGCAUCAAUGGCGACAGAUCCGGUGCGAAUGCUGAUCGGAAGUAA
Messenger RNA from Aspergillus tubingensis, 324 nucleotides. RefSeq lists its product as uncharacterized. The coding region runs from base 1 to 324 and encodes 107 amino acids. Lineage: Eukaryota; Fungi; Ascomycota; Eurotiomycetes; Eurotiales; Aspergillaceae. The record is from RefSeq and is a predicted model, not a curated record. The transcript has 3 exons.